AUGGGUGAAAGAAAAAGCGAUGACCCCAAAGAUGUGAUCAGAAAAGGAAAAUCCAAGACGCAACUCAAAAGAAAUAUAGGUUAUUUUGAUGGGGUAAGUUUUAUUAUAGGAACAAUUGUUGGGGCAGGGAUCUUUGUUUCUCCCACUGGGGUGUUAAAGCAUUCCUUACUUAAUGUUGGUGUUGCACUAACGAUCUGGACUGCAUCUGGGCUGGUUUCUCUGAUGGGUUCCCUCUGCUAUGCAGAGCUGGGAGCUGCUCUGCCAUUCUCUGGAGGAGAAUACAGCCACAUUAAAAGAGGCCUUGGAUCCCUACCUGCUUUUGUGUUUAUCUGGACAUCAACAGUUACCAAGCCAGCUUCGAAUGCUGCUCGAGCUUUGCUGUUUGCUGAAUAUGCCACCCAGCCUUUCUACGGUGUUUGUCCUGCACCAGAAGUGGUGAAGAAAUGCUUGGCCUUGGCCGUUCUCUGGUCCCUGGGGAUUUUGAAUAGUCGCAGUGUUAAAAUGGCUGCAUGGGUGCAGACAGUUUUCACUCUGCUGAAGAUGAUGGCCUUGUCUGUAAUUGCCAUCGGUGGCAUAGUUCUCCUUGUUGGCGGGAGAAGGGAGAGUUUGGCCAGGUUUGAGAACAUGUUCAGCUCAGAGAUCCCCAGUGCAUCACAGGUUGCCGAAGCCUUCUUCCAAGGACUGUACGCUUACGGUGGCUGGUGGUCCCUCAAUUAUAUGGCAGAGGAGAUUAAAAACCCUAGCAGGAAUAUCCCCUUAACUGUGAUGACUGCUGUUCCUGCAGUAAUGGUUUUUUAUUUACUGGUGAACAUCUCAUAUCUGACUGUCCUCACACCUAAGGAAAUCGUCUCUUCAGUUGCUGUGGCAGUCACUUGGGCUGAUCGAGUGAUCCCCUCUGUUGCCUGGAUCAUUCCUCUCUCUGUUGCUGUCUCAAUAUUUGGUGCCCUCAACAGCAGCAUGUUCACACUAGGUCGAUUAAGCUAUGCUGGAAGUCAGUCAGGACAUUUACCUGUUUUAAUGUCCAUGCUUAAUGUCCAUUCCUGUACUCCAGCACCAGCCAUGAUUUUUUCAACCACCAUUGCAUCCAUUUUUAUCAUCCCUUCUGACCUUAUUAUGUUAACAAAUUACUUUGGAUUUUCUGCCUGGCUUAUGACUGGAUUGACUUGUGCAAGCCUGAUUGUACUUCGAUACCGGGAACCUCAUCUGCAUCGCCCGUACAAAGUGUUUCUACCAGUUCCAUUUGUGAUGGUGGCAGUGUCUUUCUUCUUAGUGUUAGCUCCCAUAGUCUGGUCUCCAAAUCUGCAAUAUGUUUAUGCCUUCCUGUUUAUGCUGGGAAGUCUUCUUGUUUAUCUGCCUUUCAUACAUUUUAAAUUGCAUUUUUCAUUUCUUGAUAAAAUUACUUGCCACUUACAGCUCCUGUUGGAAGUCUCCCCUGCUGAUGGGUCUGCUGAGAGCAAAUGUGAAUAAUGGCAGGUGUUUAAACCUGGUACAACUGAGAGCCCACAGAGGAUUUUGUUUAACUGAAACUGUAGAAGGUAGAAUUUAGAUGAUAGGUGUGAUAUGCAGAUGUACAUGAGUGUGCAUGCGUGUGUAUGUAUAUAGAUAAAUAUACAUAU
Molecule: messenger RNA, 1616 nt
Organism: Melopsittacus undulatus (budgerigar)
Lineage: Eukaryota; Metazoa; Chordata; Aves; Psittaciformes; Psittaculidae
Gene: SLC7A13
Product: solute carrier family 7 member 13
Exons: 4
Coding region: 1-1467 (488 amino acids)
Biological process (GO): amino acid transmembrane transport
Cellular component (GO): membrane
Molecular function (GO): L-amino acid transmembrane transporter activity
Source: RefSeq, a predicted model, not a curated record